GCCCUCAGCAUAGGCCACAGCCAAGAAGGGUUCAUGUCUCUGAACUCUACUGCCUUCUCCCACCCUCCCUAUUUCCUCCUCAUUGGCAUCCCUGGGCUGGAGGAGGAGCAGUUCUGGAUUGCCUUCCCCUUCUGCAUCAUGUAUGGCGUCGCCCUGCUGGGGAACAUCACCCUUCUCCUCAUCAUCAAGGCAGAGCCCAGCCUGCAUGAGCCCAUGUUCCUCUUCCUGGCCAUGCUGGCCUUCACUGACCUGGUCCUGUCCACCUCCACACUACCCAAAAUGCUCAGCAUCUUCUGGCUGGGCUUCGGGGAGAUUGGGUUUCCCUCCUGCCUCACUCAGAUGUUCUUCAUCCACACCUUCUCCACGGUGGAGUCGGGCGUGCUCUCAGCCAUGGCCUUGGAUCGCUUUGUGGCCAUUUGCUGCCCACUGAGGCACUCCACCAUCCUCUCGGGGCCCGUGGUGGUGGCCCUGGUGAGCCUGGUGCUGGUGCGGGGGGUGCUCCUGGUGAGCCCCACGUGCUUCCUGGUCCACCAGAGACGCUUCUGCCAGCACCACGUCAUCGCCCACUCCUACUGCGAGCACAUGGCCGUGGUGAAGCUGGCCUGCGGGGACACCAGGGCCAAUGUCACUUACGGGCUCUUCGUGGCUCUCCUGGUGACAGGGACUGACCUGGUGCUGAUCUCUGUGUCCUACACCAUGAUCCUGCGUGUGGUGGCGAGGCUGCCGUCCAGAGAGGCCCAGCUGAAAGCCUUCAGCACUUGCACGUCCCACGUCUGUGUCAUCCUGGCCUUUUACACCCCUGCCCUCUUCACGGUCCUCGCCCACCGCUUUGGGCAGGGCAUCCCUCCCCCUGUCCACAUCGUGGUGGCCAAUCUGUACCUGCUCGUGCCCCCGACACUGAACCCCAUUGUGUAUGGGGUGAGAACAAAGAAGCUCUGGGACAGGGUGGUCAGACUCUUCCAGCGCAAGGGAACCUGACCCAGAUGGGCUCCACUCGAUCAUCCUAAAGGUCUUUUCCAACCUUUAUGAUUCUGUGUGUGACUCAGACUGUGCUCAUAAUUUACUGCAGCUGCAGGGAAACUGAAUGAAAGAUAACACCGGGACCAUUCAGGGAGGAGCCUCCCUCCCUACCUGGAGUUUAAGAGAUCCAUUCUUGCAGAAAUCACUUGAUUCUCUCCUCUGUUAUCACUGUCCAGGAGGUUUCACCCAUUGUGCGAUGAAACUUGGCAUAAGAACAUUCAGUCUGACUUCUAUGCCACUGGGAAUGCAGUGUUCACCCCUCCCAGGAGUUAAACUCCUCACUGCUAAAAUCCUUCCACUAUUAAAAAAAAAUCCUCUCCUGACUAAUUAUUUUCACUGUAAGGCUGAGUAGGUCUGAAAGACCUUCCUGCAGCAGAUUUCAUCUUAUGAAGUGUUCUGGGCUGUGUGAUGGCAUUUAAAAGCCCUGUAAAAGUGGCAC
Messenger RNA from Corvus hawaiiensis (hawaiian crow), 1459 nucleotides. RefSeq names its product olfactory receptor 52R1-like. Bases 34 to 978 code for a protein of 314 amino acids. Gene Ontology annotation, molecular function: olfactory receptor activity; G protein-coupled receptor activity. Gene Ontology annotation, cellular component: membrane. The transcript has a single exon. The record is from RefSeq and is a predicted model, not a curated record. Lineage: Eukaryota; Metazoa; Chordata; Aves; Passeriformes; Corvidae. Gene Ontology annotation, biological process: G protein-coupled receptor signaling pathway.